CAGUGAAAGCUGCGCUGACAGCUCGCGGUGGGUCGCGCGCGCGGAGAUUCACAAUAUCGUGACGGAGCUUUUCGGGCGGAACGUCGUGGACCUUUCCACGCGAGUUUAGAGGGUCAGUCGAAGCCCUGCAGAUGCUGGAUCGCCGGUUGCAGUUGCAGAUCGGUUGUUAGCCAUCUGCCGGGGGCUAACAUGGAGCGAGAGGGCUCAUUUAGGAGGAUCUCAAGGAGCCUCCACAACAAGCUGCGGCUGGGCACCGGCUCGUCCUCCAGCCUCACCGACCUCUCGCAGGCGAAAAGUUCAUCAGGAGGUGGGGAGAAAGGAGGGUCGGCUGGGGGGCUGUCAGAGGAGAGCGGGAGGAACAAAGAGACUCAGCAGAGGAGGGCCGGAGCUAAUGCCACCUGGAACAGCAUCCACAAUGCGGUGAUCUCGGUUUUCCAGAAGAAAGACCUGGGAGAAAAUGAGCUCUACAUCCUGAAUGAAGGCGUCAGGCAGCUGCUGAAGACUGAGCUGGGCUCCUUCUUCACAGAGUACCUGCAGAAUCAGCUCCUCACCAAAGGCAUGGUCAUACUGAGGGACAAGAUUCGCUUCUAUGAAGGUCAGAAGCUGUUGGACUCCUUGGCAGACACGUGGGAUUUCUUCUUCUGUGAUGUUCUGUCCAUGCUGCAGGCCAUUUUCUACCCUGUGCAGGGAAAGGAGCCUUCAGUGCGUCAACUUGCUCUCCUCCACUUCAGGAACAUCAUCACCCUCAACCUGAAACUGGAUGAGGCAUUGUCUCGACCUCGAGCCAGAGUUCCCCCCUCCAUCAUUCAAAUGCUGAUGAUACUACAGGGAGUCCAUGAAUCCAAAGGUGUAACAGACGACUACCUUCGUCUGGAGUCUCUCAUCCAGAAGGUAGUCUCUCCGUAUUUGGGGACUCAUGGUUUAUACUCCAGAGACGAAUCCUCCAAUUUGCACUGCUCAUCCUGCUUGUUAGAAAAGAAGUUGCAGUACUCAAGGGCUCCCAAACCACACAUUUCUCCCAUUGUGAAGAAUCCAGUGGUCCGCUCUAAGAGCUACAACGUUCCCAUGCUGACUCCUGUUGUUGAGUAUGACAUAGACUCAUCCUCAGGUGGCAACACCGGCAUCAGACGGCACUCCGUCUGUGAGAUGCCCUCUUGCAUGGAGGAGAGCAGCUCAAUGAAUAAAUGCGCUGCUAGGAUGACUGAUGACAUCAGCGUUUCAAACUCCUCCACAGCGUCAACCACUUCUGCUGCACUGACAGACACUUUAACAUCCAGUCAAGACCUCCAGCUCCGAGACGACGACAGCCCCUCCAUGCUCCACCCUCUCAAACCACAGCAGCCCUCUCCAAGCAUCCUCCCCGACCCGUCUCCAGCUGAGGACGCUCAUUGUACUGGCUCGCUGGAGUUUGACUCUCUGUCAUCCUCCAAGGUUCUUGCGCAAGACACGAGUUCUGGUCCCAGUCCGGCGUCCAGCAUAGAGAUGACGGCAGACCACAACACAGAGUCUCUGGACUCGGAGCAGGAACCAGACGGGAUCUUUCUGGACUUCUCGCACCACUGCUCAGGGGACUGUGAUGGGCAGAGUGUCGCCUGACACACACACAGGCGCACACAGCUCAUUAUUUAAAGCGUUAACACUGCUGAGCCGUGAGAAAUUUUCCUUGCACUAUUUGAUGUCCUUAGUAGUUUUCUAAAGACUCUAGAGAUUCUUUCAGACUGAAGUAUUUUUGUAAGUUGAUCACUAAAUACGUGAGGCAUUUUUGACCCUAAUGUGAUAUUAUCUUGUUUUAUUAUAUUUAAAAUCUGAGUAAAAAAAAAACCAAGUAAUUAUAAAAUUCAAACUUUAUAUUUAUUUUUUAAGAAAAAACCUCAAACUAUUUUGAUAAUUGUUUGUAAUUCUCUGUGUUUUCAAAUGUUAAACUCUUACAUCACGACCGUGCCUUUUGCUGGAUUAACUUUCUAUUCAAAAACUACAGUCUUUUACAUUUGAUCUGUGAAGAGUUUUAAUGUCUAAUGAUUUUAUGUAACUGUCAGCAUCUCUAUCAAAGUGUCAAUUUAGUCCUCGAUAAAGUGAAUGUCACUGCAAAUUUGUGAACCUGUGAAAUCAAAUUUUUUAUUUGAGGAUAUGCGUUUCAUUUACCUCAGAAGUUGGAAAUUGGAGCUGCGAUCGACAUCACAUCCGAGAGUACAUAGUUGGAGAGCUUAGGAUUUCAACAUAGCAACACCAAAGCACAUAGUUUUAGAGUUUACUUUCCUUAAGUAAUACACCCUAGCUACAGACAGUCACAGUUUCUCCCACUUUCAGAGCAAUAAGUCCAACAUUUGGGGGUGCGCCAAUCACUGAUAAACUAAAUGUAACUAUUUUUAAGUUCGGAAAUCAGUUUUCCUGGGUUUUAAACAAAAUUUAAAAAAUCUUUUAAUUCAACUUAUAAUGCUUAAAUCUGUUUGAAAGGAAGAAAGGGAUCCAUUUAUCCAAAGGUCCUGUACUUCUGUUUGGUUUUAGAAUAAAUCACAGCACUAAAACUGUUUUAAACAACCUCCUUGUAAUGGCUUUAUUUCUAUGCUAAGUCUCAAAUCUCCAUUCAGCACACAGACUAGGAGAUUUCAUUGGAAUUUGAAUUGGUAUAAUUUGUAUUUAUGUGGUUGAUUCCACUUUGUGUUGGUUCACAGCAUAUUAACCCACUACUUCCAGUAUCACACAUGAAUAUUCACUUGGAUCCCCUCUGUAUAAUGUGAACCCCAAUGUGUAAGAGAAACUGCAUAUAAUGUUGGCGUAUUAGGCAGGCUCACAUUGUUUCUGUCUAAUCAUGAAUUGAAACGCAUGCAUUUCUGGGAUUUAUGGUAAAAGAAAUGAUCACUUAGUGUUCACUUUUUUAUAAUUUUCUACAACUUAAGUGACAAAGUGUAAAAAUGUCAUUCACAAAAUUUAAAUAUGUCUCCACACACAGAUAGAAAUAUAGAAAUCGAUAGGUAGAUGUCGAUAGAUAUCGAUCGAUAGAUGUUCAUUUGAGAUUCUCCUAUGUAUGGAAGCUUUUGUCCCAUCCCAUGUGUCAUGUGACAUAAGAGAAUGUCACAUGACACAUAAGCUUCCAUACCUAGGUAUGGAAGCUUAUUUCCCAUCCUAUGUGUCAUGUGACCAUAAUCACAUGACACAGCCCCCCUUGUCAUCGGGGGUCAAACAGGCCUUUCAUGACCCUACAU
Messenger RNA from Poeciliopsis prolifica (blackstripe livebearer), 3203 nucleotides. RefSeq names its product proline-rich protein 5-like. The record is from RefSeq and is a predicted model, not a curated record. Gene Ontology annotation, cellular component: TORC2 complex. The transcript is spliced from 10 exons. Lineage: Eukaryota; Metazoa; Chordata; Actinopteri; Cyprinodontiformes; Poeciliidae. Bases 190 to 1596 code for a protein of 468 amino acids. Gene Ontology annotation, biological process: TORC2 signaling.